Molecule: messenger RNA, 5252 nt
Organism: Penaeus chinensis
Lineage: Eukaryota; Metazoa; Arthropoda; Malacostraca; Decapoda; Penaeidae
Gene: Sirt1
Product: NAD-dependent protein deacetylase sirtuin-1-like
Exons: 12
Coding region: 22-2172 (716 amino acids)
Molecular function (GO): NAD+ binding
Source: RefSeq, a predicted model, not a curated record
CGUCACCCGAGAGGCGCGGCCAUGGCGGACGGAGCGCGCGGGAUGGAGUCCGCGGUGCCUGCGAAACGACCUAGACUCGACUUCCCAGAGGAGACUUCCUCUCAUCAGUGUGACAGCGACUUCCAGUAUUUUGCGGGAACGUCAGAGCUGCUUUCAGGUGGAUACAGCAAUGGAGGAGAGUUCACCAUCACCUCCGACUCGGGGUUCAAUGAACUCACGCCACCCCAGAGCAUGGAAGAUGAAAUUACCACUCCGGAUGUCUACAAGUUCUGUCAUAUCAGAAUAUUUGUCAGACACGUUCCAAUCCCGCAGACACAGUGUAAGGCUCUUGAGACCCACUAUGAAUAUGUAAUACAUAGUCAAUUGUGCUUUCUCUCCCUAGGUCCAAUGUCGUGGGUUCAGCAGCAGAUGUUAAGAGGUGUCAAUCCACGGACAGUCUUGAAUCAGAUCUUGGGUUCGACAAGAGAGAUCCCAGACGGAGUUGCCGAUGAUGCCUUAUGGCGAUUAAUUGUCAACAUGCUGUCUGAACCUCCCCGACGUGAAAAAUUAAGGCAUAUCAAUACUCUGGAAGAUGUUGUGAGAUUAAUGAAAGCAUGUCAGAAAGUCAUUGUUCUGACAGGUGCAGGAGUAUCAGUUUCCUGUGGAAUCCCAGAUUUUAGGAGUCGAGAUGGAAUCUAUGCCCGACUUGCUGUUGAUUUCCCAGACCUGCCAGAUCCACAAGCUAUGUUUGACAUCCACUACUUCAGGCGUGACCCAAGACCGUUCUUCAAGUUUGCUCGUGAAAUAUACCCAGGCCAGUUUACUCCAUCACUUUGUCAUAGAUUUAUCCGUCUUAUAGAACAGCACAACAAAUUAUUGCGAAAUUAUACACAGAAUAUUGACACAUUAGAACAAGUUGCAGGAAUAAAAGAAGUCAUCCAGUGCCAUGGUUCAUUUGCAACAGCAACUUGUCAGGUUUGUGGUUACAAACUAGAUGCUGAAGCCAUUAAAGAAGAUAUAUUUGCCCAGAGAAUUCCACAAUGCCCAAAGUGCACAGAGAAUGAUGAAACAACUCAAGGAAGUAGAAUAGCUGGUGAUGAACAAAAAAUAGAAGAUUCUGUUAGUAGACACACUGAAACAAAUGACCUGGACUUCAUGCAACAGAGACAAACAGAUCCCCAGUCGUUACCACCGCAACCUAUAAUGAAGCCAGACAUUGUGUUCUUUGGAGAGGGUUUACCUGAUGAGUUCCAUGACAGAAUGGCAGAAGACAAGGAUGAGUGUGACUUACUCAUUGUCAUUGGCUCUUCCCUCAAAGUGCGGCCAGUAGCUCUGAUUCCAAGUUCAGUUCCUUCACACGUGCCUCAGAUAUUGAUUAAUCGUGAACCCUUACGACACCUCACCUUUGAUGUAGAACUUUUAGGUGAUUGUGAUGUAAUUAUCAAUGAGCUUUGUCGGAGACUGGGCAGAGGUUGGGAAACCCUGAGUCAAACAGAACCUCUAACAGAGAUUAGGGAACUGCCACCCAGACCAAUUCCAGGCAUCAGUGUAAAUAUUACUAAUGGUGAUGGUGAUGACACAAAUGCUGCACCAGGACCAUCAUUAAUAGCCCCACAACAUGCACCACACCCUCGAGAUGAGAGUGAUAUUGAAGCCCUGAGAGCGUGCUGGGCCCCCAAGAUCAAGGAGACGAUGGCGUCUAGAUUACCAGACAAUACUUUCCUGUAUACUGGCACCCACAAAUACAUUUUCCCAGGAGCAGAAGUUUAUUAUGAUCCUGAUGAUGAAUUUGAAGACAAUAAAUCUCUAAGUUCAGAGUCAGAGUCUGAAGAGGUGGAGCCAGGAGAAGACAGCCAAAUAGAACAGGAAGAGGAAAGCCAAGAAUCGUUCCACAGUAAUCAGACUCCUGCAUCCUCCUGUCACCAUCCAAGACUGGAAGAUUUUAAUUCUACAGAUGCUCCACAUCUCUCUCCUGAAGAUGUUGUCAGCCUUCUCUCCACUGCUGAUAAUGGGCAGUCCCAUGAGCACAUUGAGGAUUGGACCAGUCUCAAUGCCAGCUUAGAUACCUCCCUGGACUGUGACCACACCUUACCAGAUUAUGAUACAGAUGACACUCACAAUCACAUAGCAGACACUACUUCAAAAGUGCCUGAGCUUUUGGCUGACAGUUGUUCUCCUCCCACAAAUCUAUGACCUUGCUUCAGGAAAAAAAUAAGGCUAUAAAUCCUCAAAGUCCUUUUUGCCUCAUGAGUUAUUAAGGCUGCUGUUUGAAGGAUUUGGAAGGGAAUUCACCAGUAAAGACGUGAGUUCUUUUUGGUAAUGUAACUUUCCCUUGGACAGCAGAGGUCAGUCGCUUUCACAUCUCGGCACUUAAGCUAUAAAUGAUAGCAGCUUUAAUUCAGAAAUUAUGUGUAGUUGAUUAAUUAUUUAAAAACCGUCCUUAUCUUUGAGUUUCUUCCAACUCUGCAUGUCUCAAGAUGGUAGCCAGAUAAAAUUACAAAUAUAUUUGACUAGGCCAACAGUCCUUAUUUUAAAAUAAUGUGCAAUCUUCGAGGUACGAGAGAGUUUUGAUAUAACUAAUAAGAGGGUACAAAUCUUCAGUUAUAUGAAAAGAUUGUGUAGAGUUCAGCAUCAUAGGAGGGAUGGGGAGUAGGCAUAUUUCUUCCAUACAUGUUUAUAAACCUAAAGUUUUGAAUGUAUAAAGACAUGAUAUGCCUGUGUGACUGAAAUCAGAACUGAAUAUAACAGUUUUCAAAUCUUUGGUAAAGGAUCUCCAUCAUACAGGUUAAUGGUGACAGCUUUGGAAAUUGUGAAAGAUUAUUGUGUAUAUUUGUAGUGUCAGUCUAUUUGAACACAAUUUUUUGGGUUUGUCACUGUUCUGUCUAAUAAAUUUUUACACUUUGUUCAUCAUAAUAGACCUAAAAAUUCUUGGUCUUGGAUGUUGGCAGAUUUGUGUGACAUGAGAGUGUAAGUCUUGACAUGCAUUCAGCAUGUGAUAUUCAUUAGGGAAAUAUUGUAUUUUACAAAGGCUACAAUCUUCAUUGUUGCUCAUUUCUAGAGUGUCAGCUUAACAGGUUAUGGAGAUUGAAUAUUGCCAGUAUGAGUGAAGUAUGAAAAAAGAAAAAACACACACACCAACUGGGACCUGGUCUCUCUUGGCAUUUGUAGUUGGGACGUGAAAGAAGUUGUUUUUAUCGUUUUAGUUUCUUCACGAGUGUAAUGUUUUAAGUUUCAUAUAUGUUGUGUUAGUUUCUAUUUAUUGACUGAGAUAUAUCCUAAUUUUCAUAUAAAACUUGUAUUUUGAUAUAUUCAUGGUUUGUUGUGAUAUAUAUAGAUAUAUGACAAAGUUUUCCACUUUUAUUUAGAUAAGGAAUUCAUUUGUCCCCAGACCAAGUAGACUGCAACCUCCCAGCUGGUGGGUGCUGACAGGGUUGUCUGAAGUAGCCUCAUAUUUGCUUUUAUGUCUCCUCAGCUCACUGUCUUGCUUGUCAAUGUACUACCUGUCCUAGGCAUAAAGGGAACCGUGGCAUGGUGGAAAGAAUAACCAACUUCUUGCUUUUUCAUAUCUUUUAUAUCUUUGAGAAUCAUUUGGAAGUUGUGUAUUCUCGAAGAAAAGGUAGAAAGAAGAGGAAGCUGCGUGGAAGGGUAUGUAUGCCCUUUUAUAUCCCAAUGCCUCUGCUGAAAAUUGAGUGUUGUGGGUGCUUCAAUGAAAGGUUUUAGGGAAUUUCCAUCAUUGUACAAGUUUUCUUCAGUGAGGCUAGCUUGGACCCCCUGUUUGUAUGGAUAUGGUUGAUUUUUUUUCAUUUUUUUUAUGGGUUAUGUUCAUAUUUUAUGGAGAGAAUUAUCAUUAGGUCCUACCUCAAUUUUCUGUUCAUGUAGUCAUUUUAUAAGGAGCUUUGACAUAUUGUCCAUCAGUUAAUAACUUGUCAUCUGGUAUCCUUAUUGUGACUUUUGUACGUUAUUCCCAUUUUUUUUUUUUUUUUAUUAUUGUAUUUUUUUUUUGUGAGGAUUUUUGCCCUCAUUGUACAAGUCUCAAAGGCUACCAAGGAUUGUUAUGUCCUGUUUUAUAAAAAUUUUGUAACAGUUCAUUGAUUGCCAACUAACAUUUUUUCUUUUGCAUUUAUGAUCCAAUCAUGUCAGGUGAACAUUUAUAUAUAUACCUUUGUAUAAUCUGCUAAAAAUACUGGGUAUGGUAUUAUGUAUGUUGAUGAUAUGUGAGGUAUUAUCUGUUACCUGUGACUUGACUUAUAUUCCGUAUGACUGCAAAUUAGCAUGGACAAUGUUAAAGGGAUAAUAUUAUUUCAAGCAAGUGCAAAAUUGUAGAUAAAAUAGGUAUCAAUUUGACAUUUUCUCAUUUUAAAAUGAAAAUGUAAAAGUAUCUAUCUUUCUUUUAACAAGACAUUUCCCCUUACUUUUGAAGAAGUCCCAAUAUGUGUGUAUUUAAGUGACAUUUAUGAAAGGAUUUUUUUUCUAGUAUCUGUUUAGGACUUUUUAUCUUUUUAUUACAAACAUUGAAUUUCGAGGAUAACAAGAUCUCAGGGCAUUUAGAAAUUACAUUAAUACCAAAUGUGGGGGAACUGUUAAGCGUAUUUAAACGGAAACUGGAUGUUGAUGAUUAUAUUGAUGUACAAAUUCUUGAUUGCUGACACUAGGUAUCAUCAAACACUGAAAUGGUUGUAAUAUUUUACAGAUCACUAGAGGUUAUUUUUCAUCCUGUAGGAUCAAAGUGAACUUGUACUUACGAAUUGAGAUGGUAUUUCCCCCUUAUUGUAUUUACCCAAGUAUAUUUGCAGAUUAUCCUCUUUCCAUCUCCAUCUUUACCUUUCCCCCUUUUUUAUUCUUGUAUGCUAGGUGCUACUCAUGUGCACUGUCAUAGGAUCUCAAAAAAAGCUUAAAAAAAAAAAAAAAGUAGGGCUGCAUACACUUGAAAGCAAGAAAGGGAUGGAAUGAUGUCAUUUCAUUGAGGAUCAGGAGCCAUUUCUUAGUUUUUAGCACUUUGGAUAAGCUCCCACUAAGCUUGUCUUGGUGUGUAUGAUUCAGUAUGGCAUGACUUCCCCCUCCCCCACCCCUGAAGACUUUCAUUACCUUAAAUGUAAAUUUUUUUGUAAAGUGUCGCUGUUUAGCAUCAAGGGUCCAAUGGCGUAAAACCAUAUUGUUGCUGUUACACAUUAAGACUUGCCUAUGGUACAACUGCAGCUUUUUCAUGUGGCCUAUAAUGCAUAUGUUCUCUUUGUCUGAGCUAAGAACAGCAAUAAAAUUUAUCCUUUUUUGUA